AGUGAGGCGCUGACAGGACGCUGAGCAGCGGAGCUCAGUCAAGUGUGUCUGCAGCAGCGAGCACAACACUGGAUCUCCAACACCCAGAGAGCACCAUAGGGAGGAUGGAGCCUGUCCCUCUACCAAAACAGAUUUCAAGUUCAACACAGACCCUAAAUGGCUCUCCAGCAGAGGGCAGCGUCAGACCAAGCGCAGCUCCCAUCCCAUCAGGUCCGCGAACAGUCUGCGCUGUCAGGAUCACACCUCUGAGAACCAUGAAAGGCUCUCCUGACCUGAUUCCUUCCGCAGAUCUGGACCCCAACAGAGUGUGCAAAGGGAAAGGAGUCGUGACUCUAAGGGCCACGCUCGUCCACAUAGAUGAUGAGGGCUGCAUCAGCAAGGAGCCAAACGUCAUUACAACGCCAAGUGGCUGGACACGCCAGAUUAAUGGCGACAGCUCGAAAGCAGGAUUGGCUGAGGGAGGCAGCAACAACACAGCUGAUUUACCACCUGUAAACAGCACUCAGUGCCAGGGUAAUUCACCCGACAGCAUAAAAGAAAAUCAAGCUCCAUCCUCCACUGACAUUCAGAACUGUGUCUCAUCGACUUCCAGCUUUGUUUAUCCCUGCACCAGCUCAGUUAACCCCACCAUUGUCCUGCUGCAACACAACAGAGCAGAGCAGCAAAAGCAUCUUUCUCAUUUGGAAGACCCAACCCCAGAAAGAGACAAAAGCCCUGAUCCUGGGAGAGACUCGGUCAGUCCGGUCCCUGACAUGGACGGAAAGAGGCUGCGACUAUCACUGCACUCCCCCGUCCUCAGUCCUCUCAACAAGCCCAUUGUGCCUGUACGGAACACUGAAAAGUCCAAAGACUGGUAUAAGACAAUGUUCAAGCAGAUACACAGAAUACCUGAGCCUAUUGAGGAAAACCCUUACCGCCCCACCUACAUAUUCCCAGAGAACUAUGACAUUCACAUGAGAUCAAAAGACGAUGGUCCCACCCCAUUUGGUUACUUGGAAGAUGUGAAAGCAGUCCCACGCUCGAAAAGUGACGAUGAGGUCGAUUCAAGAGGCCGGUCGAUGCCGGUGCCAACACGGUCCUCUUCCCUCAAACCCUCUGCCAAAAGGAAUGAGUGGGAGCCCCCAGAUAAAAAGGUAGACACCAGGAAGUACCGCGCUGAGCCCAAGAGCAUCUUUGAGUACGAGCCGGGGAAAUCAUCGGUGCUGAAACUGGACAGAACGACUCAGGAUGUAAGUCCAGAAGAUGUAGAUUUAGAGAAUGAGCCUUGGUAUAAAUUCUUUUCAGAGAUGGAGUUUGACAAAGCGAGUGCCCCCUCUUUCAGUCCCCUGGAAACAGCCUCCGACCUGCAGCAGUACUCCUCGAGCAAGUCUGGUCACAGCGAGGUGGAGAAGGACAGAGGAUCCUCCACGAGUGAGCCCGGGGCUCCAGAAUGCGACCGCCAUGUUUACAAGAGUGUCCUGGAGGGCGGCGACAUUCCCUUACAAGGUCUACGAGCUCUAAACAAGCGCCAAGGCAGCUCCUCCUCCUCUAAAGUGGAUUAUAAAGGUGGGAAUGGCUAUAUAAUUUCACCCUGCUCCUCUGUAAAUAGUCGAUCGGUUCUUGCCGGUAAUACAAUAGGUAACCAGUGUAAGACUAAGAAGUCCCUAUCUGCUGCCAAAGCCUGCAUACCCCAAAUCCUGCCCUCUAAGUUCAAGCCCAAGCUGCUGCCACCCAGUGGUGACGGUCAGGAAAGCAGGACUAGAGUUGUCAAGCACCCAAAGGCCCACAGCUGUGAGGAUCUCUACACAGGGCCAUGUGACACAGACUAUGCUGGAGCAGAAGAAAGAGAGAGUGAGCAACAUUCAGACUACAAGUCCACUGAGUGUGCUGACGGUCUCAGGAAUGUUUCCCCUGCAAUUAGAAGGAGCACCUCUGAGUUUUCCAGCCUGUACAGGACCAUGCAUCACAUCCAGCGGCCCAGCUCAGCAGGCUGUAGCCCCCAUGGCAGUGUUCGCAGUCUGGCCUCUCUGUUUGAGAAGGCAAAGGCAGAGGGGGGUGAGAGGUCAGAAGGUGGGGGUGACAUUCCACGGGAAUCUGUGUCGUCACGGGUCAGUGAGUUUGAAAUGAUCAUCCAGCGGUCCAGCUCUGCUCCCAGCCGCUCCUCCUCCCUGCCCACCCUGCACUCCAGCCACAACCACAACCACAGUCCCAACCACAGCCCUGCCCAUCUUUACAUGGCGUCUGCAGUGUCAGCGGAGUCUCUUUUGGUAGCCGAUACCACACAGACAGAUGUGUGCUCCCUAGUGGAGACUGAGGGCAAAAGCUCUGCAGAGGAGGCUGUUUCACCAGACAGUGUGACUGUGGAGGAGGCUGCUUCCUCCUCAGAGGAUGGACAUAACGUCAGGACUGAGUCCCCUUGCAACACAGAGGCUGAAGUUGAGCAAAUCUUCAGUAAAAGUUCCCCAGAAUUGAUCCACCAAAAUGUCAGUAGAUCAAAGAGUCCCUCAGCGCUGCUUACAACGUCCCCUCCACAGCACAACCACCUCCACUACCACCACCACCACCUGCUGCACCACUUGAACCAUCAGCUCCUCCUCAAACCCAGCAAAUGCAAAGGCUCCUGCCCGGCCUCCUACACCCGCUUCACCACCAUCCUCAGGCAUGAGCGGCAGCAGGCCACAACCCAACAGGAGAAGCCGCCAGCUUCAGAGAAGAAGACCACGCUGCCUGGAAACCUCUUCCUCAUGGGCCCUGCUCCUUUCCGGUUGAGGAAGAACCUCCAGUCUCACCAAACUCGGAGGACGCUGUUAGCCACAAAGGUAGCCAUGGGCACCCAGAGGCCCAGCAGCCUGUCCCCUGAGCUCAGACCUCUAAUCCCACAGCGUCUGUCCUCCCUGGAGGUCCUGGACAGGCUGAGUAACGGGGAGGGAAGCAACACUGACCACCUGAGUAACGGGCAGGGCUUGGACGCCAACGGGAACCUCCUGCAGCCGCUGGCAGCUCACCGCAGAGACUCGUCCCCAGCUCACGGAGAAAGCCAGGAUGAAGUAUUAAGGAGGCGUCAUGGGGACAAAGAGAAAAUCUUGGAGGAGCAGAGGCGGCUGAAGCGGGAACAGGAAGAGGCUGAUACAGCAUCCAGACGACACACGAGCAUUGUCCCGACACACCACCAGUUCAUCACCAAUGAGCGCUUCGGAGACCUGCUCAACAUCACAGAUAACUCAGAGAAAAGGAAAUCGGGCAUCGAGAGAACUCCAGCCAUGGCUCGCUUUGACUUCAGAGCAGAAUCUCUAAAGGAAUUACCAUUUCAGAAGGGAGACAUUGUGUACAUCAUUCGACAAGUGGAUCAAAACUGGUAUGAGGGCGAGCAUCAUGGAAGAGUUGGUAUUUUCCCUCGAAGCUACGUUGAGCUCCUCCCACCGACAGAGAAAGCCCAGCCAAAGAAAAGUGCCCCAGUGCAGGUACUGGAAUAUGGAGAGGCUGUAGCCCGCUUCAACUUCAAUGGAGACACAGUGGUGGAAAUGUCCUUCAGAAAGGGAGAGAGGAUCACACUGAUUCGCAGAGUUGAUGAGAACUGGUAUGAAGGCAAAAUCUCAGGCACCAACCGCCAAGGCAUCUUCCCCGUCACCUACGUAGAUGUGCACAAACGACCUCGCGUCAAAAACGGGGUGGAAUACCCCGACCCUCCCAUCAGCCAGUCGCCACAGCGCAGCACCAACGCUUCUCCUCAGUUUGUGAAGAACGAGGCCGACUAUCACGGACGGAGCUCCAGAAGCCCUGUGAUGCUGUUUGACAUCCAUGACAACAACAAUGUUAACUCAUUUGCGGAGGCAGUGUGUAAUGAGAUCUUGAAUAUAGCUGAGACCUCGGUGAGGUACUGCAGCACCCUGUCCCACCACCAUAAUGACUCUGUCCUCAGACUGCACCCCCACCCCAGUAAACAAUCUCUCAUCAUUUCCCAGCAACCCCAGUCCCACAGCAGCAGCCCGGAGCCAAGCCGUCUCAGCUGUGGAAUUUUCCAGGCUUUGUACAGUUAUGUGCCGCAGAACGAAGACGAGCUGGAGCUGCAGGAGGGGGAUCUCGUCAGCGUCAUGGAGAAGUGCGAUGACGGCUGGUUCGUCGGUACGUCGAAGAGGACAAAACAGUUUGGGACUUUCCCUGGGAAUUACGUGAAGGAGGUGAAACUGUAAAAUAUCAUAUCUGGCUGUAACACAUGGUUGCCUGUCAAGCUUGGGAAGUCAUUACUAUCGCGCAUGGCUGUUGGUUAGAAUAGUCCUUUAGCCAGGCGAAUGUAUUUUGUCUGGGAAAGUGAUCCGUUCAGCCUGAGGUAUGUCAAACUGCAAGAGGCGAAGACGGGGACAGCUCACUGGCCAAACCUCCGUACGGUGCACACCUUGGUCACAUGUUACACACUUCUUCACAGAAUUCAUCCAUCUCCACACGAGGAAUCUCUCCGUGAAAGCCUUCCACAAAUUAGCUUUUGUUGUACAAAUAGUAGCUUCCAUUUCCUCCAUGUAAUUCUCCAAGUGUUUACGUAGCACCUCAGCGUAGAGGCCGGCAGCAGAGCAGUGUGUGGAUCAAAGCAUGGAUCUUAUUACCCGAAGUGGACCUUGAAGGAGUCAGAAUGUAUUUAUGCGUGUUGAGCUGUUUGUCAUGAGCUACCUUUCAGGAGCAGAGGUGUUACACGUGAUUGGCAAAGGGUGAUGCAGACUGUGCAUCUCAAACAUUUUCUGAAAUCCCUUUGAUUUUUUUUUUUUUUUGUCUAAAUUAAACUUUAAGUGUUUGGAUUGACUGACAAUGCAGACGUGAAAUUAAAUGUCAUUCUCUGAUGCUGUCAAACAGACGUCUGUCAGUUUAGAAAGAACACUGUUAAAAAUCAGUGUUCUUUUGAGUUUAGAUACAUGAAGCCCUGUGUAUGAAGCGCCUUUAGAAGCUGAUCUGACAUGCCUGUGUUGCUUUCUUUUGGAUUUUCUGAAUGGUUAUUAAAUCAGUAUUGAAUUCAGAACUCAGUGUAGCCCAGAUGCUUUAGAUACCAGUUCAGUGUUGCCUUUAUUUUCUAUCCAAAGGUUCUCAUACAGAAGUUAUUAACACGGUCCUGCGCAUGACUCGAAACACUAAAGUGUUGCUGUGUGCUGUUAGCUUCUCUUUUCCUCAGUUACCACAUGGACUGUGUUGCAUGUCUCAAAAAAAAGUGAAGCGAAACUGUGUGGACACGCCCUGUAUUUUCAGAACCAACGUAUGUGUCCUUUUAUACCUCCAAGUCGAAACAGAAGUAAACUGUGUUUGCUGAUGCCUGUAAGGUAGCUGGUGGUAGACGCCUGGCUUCAGUCCAACCGUUGGACAGGCGUGGUAGCACUUAACUUCCUAUCUGCUCAUUUAGGAAGAUCCCACCUAACAUGAUAAUAGCAGACUAAUCAGCGAUGACCAAAAGCUAUUUGAUGUUUGAAGUGAAAGCCGACGAGGUGUCUUAGAAUAUUAUCAUGAUGAUUUUUUAAAAGCGUAUUGAGACUUUAACCAUGCCCUUACUGACAAGACUGUAAAUGUACAUGUAAAUGCCUACAGAAAACAUUAAGAGUCUACACAUUUUCAUAUGUAAUGACUAUAAGGUCAGCAUCAGUACAGCAUGCACCACAAAACCAGAUUGGAGCAUGAAACACUAUCAGCCACCACCUCGGUAUCUGCACCUUUAGAAGUAAUGACAGGGUUAAUGCUGCUCUUUGAACUUCAGUAGCACCCUGAUGGGAGGUUACUUUCAAUUCUGCUAUCAAAGCAUCAGAGCCGAGUACAGAGCUCCCUCAUCUCCAACACCACCGGAUCCUGUAACAGACCCCACACAUCACAGUGCAUCUUCUACACGCACACAAAGAAAGAUGAUAGCUAUUGUUUUUCUUGGCUUGCUUUUUUCCCCUCCCAUCAAAUUCCUUGUUGUCAUCAGUCUCUGCACUUUGCUCAUCAGUCCUUGACAGAGCUGUCAAAUAGUACCUGCAAGUAAUUCUCAGCGCUUGUUGUGACCUGUGCAGCGCAGCGGAUGGGUGUAGUUUGUGAAGCAAUUGCUAAGAAAAGUGUUUUCAAGUAAGUUGCUUUGAAGCUCCAAGAAGCUGCGUGCAAACAUGAUCAUCAUUUCCCUGCCGAUACAAUUCCGACAUGCUGUUGCCAGACGAUCAGUGGUCCUGUCUUUUCGUUUAGCUCUUUGUGAUUACCUGAAUACAUCGAAUCUGAAACAUAAUGUGAAUUAUAGGAAUACAAGACAGUCAGACUCCUAGAUCUAGAAGUGUAUGCUGACUGUGUCUUUGUUUUUGCAAACACUACAGUGGUGCAGUGAUGAUAAACAUUGACCUGAAAUGCACCACAUAUAUGAAGUUUAUAACUGAGGAAUUAAUUGAACCAAAUUCAGUACAAUCGGUGUUUCAUCCACUGACAUUUACUGAUAGGUUUCUUCUUCCUGUUCAGAUCACCACUGACUAUUUUGCCAACAUCAGCAGGGGAAUAUUUUCUCAGCAAGAUAAAACACGUAAUAUAAUAUACUGCAUUGUGGGUUUGCCUGUAUAGCACUGAUAUAACGUUCACGUAUUUUGUUCCACCACAGAAGCAUGUUGUGUGUUUUUUUUCCCUCCACUGCUGGCUAAACAUUUUUGUUCCUCUGUAACUGCAGCUCCUCAUGAAUGUGUCGACUGGUUGGGAGUCUGUUGACCUGCAGCCUUGUUAAAAUAGCUUCUCUUCCAUGACGGAACAAAGGGAGACGGGUUUUCUGUCUCCAACAGAAGAUAUAGUCAAUCAGUCAUUGAAACACAGAGCAAGUCCUGUUUCUGUGCUCCAUGAAACAUCACAGGAUGUAUGAAUGUAUGAAUAUAUGAAUGUGGUGCAGGCAGUGUACACAUAAUAUGCUAUAAAAAAAAAGAAGUAGUACGGCACAAGAAGGAUUGUAAAUAUGUAAAAUAAAAAUUACACUGCGAGCAAUGAGGGUGUCACGUCGAGCUCUCCGUCCCUCGCGGCGGUUUAUUUGCCUGAAGGAUUUUUGGCACAGAGUGGAGCGUUACUGAGCACAGAAAGUUUGACGCGUUUGAACAUUACGCUGCCAUUUGUGAGAAUCAUAAUGCCUUAUGUUAGAUACAAAACUGUGCCUCAUUUUCAUCGCAUUUUUUUUUUGUCACUGAAAUGUAUCCAUGACAUAUUUACCGUAACCACGGCUUUCCCAUUAGCCCUAGUCUCCACGUUGGGAGAACAUUUACUAAGAACUUGUCUGUUUCUGUACAAGUACCUAAAAGUGUGACACGAUGCUUCAGCAUAAUGAUUAAUAAUCAUAAGAAUGGACUGGUUUGAUAAGACGCACAACCUGCAGCAGGUUUGGUUUGUUUGCUUCAAUUUGCAGUGCUGUUACAUUGACAAUAUUAAAAUAAAGAUACUAUACACUGCUGUGACUUCGGUAUUAUGCAAUAUUUAAUAAACCAUUUAAACCA
Molecule: messenger RNA, 7436 nt
Organism: Acanthochromis polyacanthus (spiny chromis)
Lineage: Eukaryota; Metazoa; Chordata; Actinopteri; Pomacentridae
Product: sorbin and SH3 domain-containing protein 1
Exons: 28
Coding region: 105-4169 (1354 amino acids)
Biological process (GO): cell-substrate adhesion
Cellular component (GO): cell-substrate junction; cytoplasm; nucleus
Molecular function (GO): protein binding
Source: RefSeq, a predicted model, not a curated record